Lindgomyces ingoldianus is the source of this 306-nucleotide messenger RNA. RefSeq lists its product as uncharacterized. The transcript is spliced from 2 exons. Lineage: Eukaryota; Fungi; Ascomycota; Dothideomycetes; Pleosporales; Lindgomycetaceae. The annotation marks the transcript as partial. The record is from RefSeq and is a predicted model, not a curated record.
UUAGAGCAGAAGUAUGCACUUAACAACAUUAAUACUAUUUUAUACACUCUAGCAGUAGACAUUAACUGUCUAAAUGCACACUCUUCUAACCUAGAUAAUAAACUUGCACGCUGCCUUUUUGCUAAUUGCAACAUAAGCAUCUGUUACAGGCUAGACAACUUUCUUACAACUAAAGGAAUAGCAACAGCUGCUCUAGCACUUCUAGAGUUAGAAGCUAAUGCCUCUAGCUGCGUAGCUGCAAAGCGGCAACAGCUGUUGCGGCGUCUAUAGGGCUAGCUUACCCUAGAGGAUCCUAAUUUGUCUAAG